This is a messenger RNA of Cajanus cajan (pigeon pea), 6993 nucleotides long. RefSeq lists its product as uncharacterized. Lineage: Eukaryota; Viridiplantae; Streptophyta; Magnoliopsida; Fabales; Fabaceae. The record is from RefSeq and is a predicted model, not a curated record.
UCAGCGAGAGGCAGCGAAAGGGGCCAUUAUUUUUUCCUGUAUUCUAUUCCAGUGUUGCGUUGCGUCUUAGUGAGUGACACUGCGACAAAACGAAGGCGCAAAAGCGAAACUCGACGCGUUUGAAUCUCGUCUCGUUCUGAUAAUGGAGGUGGAGUUGGAGCCUCGCGUGAAGGCUCUUUCGUUCAAAGUGAAAGCCAUGUCCAGAGAAUCGCCGUCGCAGAAAGCGCUCCACGUUCUCGACACCGACCUCCGCACGCACUGGUCCACCGCCACCAACACCAAGGAAUGGAUCCUUCUGGAACUCGAUGAGCCUUGCCUAUUGUCGCAUAUACGUAUUUAUAACAAGUCUGUACUUGAGUGGGAAAUUGCGGUCGGCUUACGUUACAAGCCAGAGACAUUUCAGAAAGUUCGUCCACGUUGUGAAGCACCUAGACGAGACAUGAUCUACCCUACAAAUUACACUCCAUGCCGAUAUGUGAGGAUAUCUUGUUUGCGUGGAAAUCCCAUUGCCAUUUUCUUUGUUCAGCUAAUAGGAGUUCCUGUGGCUGGUCUUGAACCUGAAUUUCAACCAGUUGUUAAUUACUUGCUACCUCAAAUUCUAUCACACAAACAGGAUCCUCAUGAUAUUCGUCUCCAGCUGUUGCAAGACAUGACAAGUCGGUUGCUUGUUUUUCUUCCACAACUAGAGACAGACCUUUCAAGCUUUCCAGAUAGUCCUGAGUCUAACCUCCGAUUUCUUGCCAUGCUUGCUGGUCCUCUUUAUCCUAUUCUUCAUGUGGUGAAUGAAAGGACAACUUCAAAGCCUCCUGGCAAUAUGACUGAUCUUGAUGUCUCCAAAAGUAGUCAACUGUCACCUACCCUAACUGUUUCCUCUAACUUUGAGCCAAGGAGAUCACGAAGUGCAUCACCUUUAAUUUUAUCUGCAUACCGUGCCAUAGUUUUUAGGCCAGAUGCAAUUUUUGUGCUUUUGAGAAAGGCAUAUAAAGAUUCUGAUCUGGGCUCUGUUUGUAGAAUGGCAUCUAGAAUUAUGCAGAAGCUCAUAAAUCCUGAUACUGAGCAAGAUGUGUCAAACCCUCGAGAUGAAGUAACAUCUCUUACGGAAGAUAAAUCAAAUUUGGAACUGUCUAGUCCUUUCACUUUAGUUGAUUAUUCAAACCUCUUGGGUGAGGAGUUCCGGAUACCAGAUGAGCAGUGGGAUUGCAGCUAUCUUAACAUAUUAGAUAUGGCAGCGGUGGAAGAAGGGAUCUUACACGUUCUUUAUUCUUGUGCUUCACAGCCUGUUCUUUGCAGCAAGUUGGCAGAAAGAUCUUCAGACUUUUGGGUUGCACUGCCACUUGUUCAAGCUCUGCUGCCAGCUCUACGCCCAUGGGUGAGCAAUUCUUAUGAUGCUGUUGAUGACACUUUUUCUCAGUGGAAGCAACCUAUUGUACAACAGGCCUUAUCUCAGGUUGUUGCUACUGCAACAUCAGCAACAUAUCGCUCGCUUGUUCAGGCUUGUGCUGGUUAUCUGUCUUCAUACUCGCCAUCUCAUGCUAGGGCUGCAUGUGUACUUAUUGAUCUGUGUUGUGGUGUGCUGGCACCGUGGAUGACUCAAGUGAUUGCGAAGGUUGAUCUUGCUCUGGAGCUUUUGGAGGAUCUUUUGGGAAUAAUCCAAGAUGCUCACAAUUCACUUGUUCGUGCACGUGCUGCCUUGAAAUAUAUUGUGCUAGCUUUAUCUGGGCAUAUGGAUGACAUACUAGGAAAAUAUAAGGAAGUCAAACACAAAAUCCUCUUUCUUGUGGAGAUGCUGGAACCUUUUCUUGAUCCUGCCAUUGCUGUAUCAAAAAGCAAAAUAGCUUUUGGAGAUUUAGCUUCUUCAUUUCCAGAAAAGCAGGAACAAAAUUGCACGAUUUCUCUAAAUAUCAUUCGUACUGCUGUACGAAAGCCAGCCGUGCUGCCUUCUUUGGAAUCAGAAUGGAGGCAUGGAUCUGUGGCUCCUAGCGUGCUUCUCUCAAUAUUGGAACCACACAUGUUAUUGCCACCUGAUGUUGACCUUUGCAAGUCAGUUUUGAGACCAACUGAUCAUGAAACUGCAUCUAUUUCACCUCUUUCUGCUGGUAUUAGUAGUGGAGGUGCUUUUUCCAAGUUAAGUGGUCAAGAUGAGCCCGAUGGAAAAGCAGAUAUUUCAGAAACAGCUGGAAAAUCUGACUCUGUUGAAGACCGUAAUCUACUUUUUGCCCCACCAGAAUUGCAGAGUAUGACAUUGACAAAUUUCUCUAAUGUUCCUAAUCAAAAUAGCUCUGUUUCUAACACUGGGGAUAUGAGCUUGGAAUCCAAACAUGCAGUUGAGAAACACUCUGCCCAUCAUUUUCCUACUAAUGUCUUGGAUGCUGGCCUUGGUUUUGAAUACUUCAACCUACAGGAAGAUUAUUUUCAACUUCUAAACUACAAUGAUUGUGAACUUCGUGCUUCUGAGUUUAGACGCUUGGCUUUAGAUUUGCAUUCUCAGAAUGAUGUCACUGUUGAAAGCCAUGAUGCUGCAAUUGAUGCUCUGCUAUUAGCAGCAGAAUGCCAUGUAAAUCCUUAUUUUAUGUUUUCUAUUGGAGCCUCUUCAAAACUUGCUGACCUUUUGAACAUUAAUGAAUGCAAAAUGGUCCAGUCUCAUCAUGAUAAUGUCAAAGUUAAAAGAGCUUCUGGAAAGUGUAAACCUAAUUUAGAAACUAUUGCACAAAUAGAAAGAAAAAGGGAUAGACUUGUUUUUCACAUACUUCUUGAGGCUGCAGAAUUGGACAGGAAAUAUCAUUCAAGAGUAUCUAAUGGGGAGGAUGGUCCUUAUGCUGCUGAAGGUUUUGAUGAACAGGUUGUAAAGCUGUCUCCCCUUGAUGUGCAAUAUGCAGAUGCUCUAACCUUGGUUCGACAAAACCAAGCUCUGCUGUGUAACUUUUUGAUCCAACGGUUGCAGGGAGAUCAAAUCUCCAUGCAUGAAAUUCUCCUGCAGAGUCUUGUGUACUUUUUACACACGGGCACCAAAUUAUAUUGUCCUCCAGAACAUGUGAUUGAUAUCAUUUUAAAAUAUGCUGAAGACCUGAACAGGUUGCUGGCAUCUUUUCAUCACCAGCUAAAGGAAGGUAGUUUGCAUUUGAUGCAAGAUAGAACACAUGGGGUAGAACGACGUUGGUUACUGCUACAAAGAUUGGUAAUUGCUGCAAGUAGUGGAUGUGAAGAGGAAAAUUUUGGAACGAAUGUCCAAAAUAAUUACCUCUCGGGAAAUUUAAUUCCUUCUUCAGCAUGGAUGCAGAGAAUUUCUCAUUUUUCUUGUUCGGUAUACCCUUUGGUUCGAUUUCUUGGUUGGAUGGCAGUAUCUCGUAAUGCAAAGCAGUAUAUGAAGGACCAAAUCUUCCUUGCGUCUGAUUUGUCUCAGCUGACCUAUUUACUUUCCAUUUUUGCUGAUGAUCUAGCUGUUGUUGAUGAUGUUGUCAAUAAAAGGUAUGAAGAGGUAAAAAUUGAAGAUUCACAGGUUGAACAUGGUUCUGUUGCUAAAAGAGAAUUUGAACGAGGUAAUCAAUGUGAUGAGGAACGAUCUUUUUGUGCAAUAUAUCCGGAACUGUGGAAGUUCUUUCCUAAUAUGAAAAGGCAAUUUAAAUCUUUUGGAGAAGCCAUUUUAGAGGCUGUUGGUUUGCAACUGAGAUCUGUUUCUUCCACUCUGGUGCCUGAUGUUUUGUGUUGGUUUUCUGAGUUGUGUUCAUGGCCAUUUUCUUUUGCUUCUUCAGUUGGGGGUGAUAAUUUAAAAGGUUAUAAUGCAAAAAAUGCCAGAGCAAUAAUCCUUUACAUACUUGAAGCUAUUAUAGUGGAACACAUGGAAGCUACGGUUCCUGAGACUCCUAAACUAGUGCAAGUGCUUGUGUCACUCUCAAGUUCUGCAUACUGUGAUGUGUCAUUUCUUGACUCUGUUCUGCGUUUGUUGAAGCCCAUCAUUUCUUAUUCUUUGUCCAAGACCUCUCAUGAUGAAAAGUUAUUGGAUGGUGAUUCCUGUCUUAAAUUUGAGGAAUUAUGUUUUAACAUUCUUUUUGUGAAACUAGAACAUAAGAGUGAGAUAGAACAUAGUUCUCAAGAUAAAGGAUACAAUACAGCACUGGCUAUUUUUAUUUUGGCUUCAAUUUUUCCUGAUUUAUCUAUUCAAUAUAGGAGGGAGUUUUUGCAGUCUUUAUUGAAUCUGGCAAACUUUGCUGCUUUUGCCCCAACAACUUCUUUUUUUGAUUAUCUCAGUGCAUUUCAAUUUGUUAUGGAUAAUUGCAAAUUAUUAUUAGUGAAUGCAUUAACAGCAUUUGGUGUGAUUCCUCUUCAGCUACCCCCUUAUCCUCAUGCAAAUGCUGGUGGGCUUUCUGAUGAUAACUUAAAACCAAAUCCAUGGUUUCUUAGUGAUGUCUGUCACACAUCAUGUGAGAAUGAUGUUCAUAAUGCAGAAAGUAACAACUCUACUGCUGAUGUUGGUCAUUGUCAUUUGCCUUCUGAUGAUUUAGAAGGCUUUUCUCAAGACAUAGAGGGUCUCAUUUCGAAGCUUAAUCCAGCUAUUGAGUGCUGUUGGAAUCUUCAUCAUCAAAUAAGUAGAAAGCUAACAAUAGCAUCAGCAGAAUGUUUUGUCUUUUCAAAAUGUUUGGCAUCAGUUUCUCAAAAAUUUCAUAAAGCUGAAGAUGAUGAUCAAAAUUCAUCACCAACUAAAUCAUCUGACAUGCUCACACAUCAUUGGAGAAUUGGUCUAAAAGGGCUUUGUGAAUUGAUUUCUAUGCUCCAAGAAAGCAGUUGCUGGGAAGUUUCUUGCUUGAUGCUUGAUUGUUUACUUGGACUACCCUAUAGCUUUUGCCUGGAUAGUGUGGUGGGCUUGAUAUGUUCCACAAUAAAGAAUGUUUCUUGUAGUGCACCAAAAAUCUCUUGGCGUUUGCAGAGUGAUAAGUGGUUAUCUUCUUUAAUUGCUAGAGGCAUCUAUAACAGUCAGGAAAGUGAGGUUCCUCUGAUAGAUCUAUUUUGUACACUGCUGGCCCAUGCUGAACCUGAGCAACGUAUUAUAGCAAUUAAGCAUUUGGGAGUACUUAUUGGACAGUGUAUGAGUGGGGAAAGCUUUGUGAUAAAUUCUAAAAUUUGCACUAACAUCAUUCCAAACAAGUUAGUUUUAUCCAUUCCUGAUUAUGUUCCAUCUCGUCUGGUUUCUAGUACGUGGGAUGAAGUUGUUGUACUGGCAUCAUCUGAUUUGUCACUACAAAUAAGGGUUCAUGCAAUGGCACUUCUUUCAAGUUACAUUCCAUUUGCUGAGCGCCAUCACUUGCAAUCUUUCCUUGUGGCAGCUGAUAGCAUUUGUUGUUUGUGUAAUACACAACCAUCGCAAGAUGGUCCUAUACUGCAACUUUCAUUAGCUCUUAUUGCUUAUGCUUGCUUGUACUCACCAGCUGAAGAUAUUUCUUUGAUUCCUCAAAAUUUAUGGGAAAAUGUUGAAACCUUAGGGUCAACAAAGCAUGAUGGCAAGCUUGGAGACCUUGAAAAGAGGACUUGUCAAGUGCUGUGUAGAUUGAGGGAUGAAGGAGAUGAAGCCAAAGAGGCCCUGAAAGAAUUACUUUCUUCAAACUCUUCAAAGCAGAAUGACCCAGACUUUGCUAAUACACGUGAAUCUAUUCUCCAGGUCCUUGGCAACUUAACCGCAGUUCACUCAUACUUUGAUUUAUUCUCAAGGAAAAUCGACCAAGAUGAUAUGGAGCUUGAGGAGGCUGAGUUGGAGCUAGAUAUUAUACAGAAGGAACAUGCAUUACCAGGACGAAUGGAGGAUUCCAAAGAUUGGAAUAAGAUUCCAGGUCUACCCUCCUCCAAAAAAGAUGUCUCAAGGCUUCAGCAAAUCAGAGACUGCAUUCGUUCGCUAGAAAAGUCCAAACUUAAAGAAGAUAUCAUAGCCCGCAGGCAAAAGAAAGUACUUAUGAGACAUGCCCGUCAAAAAUAUUUGGAAGAAGUGGCUUCACGGGAAGCAGAACUUAUGCAAGAACUUGAUAGGGAGAGAGCAGUUGAAAUUGAAAAGGAGCUGGAGAGACAAAGAUUGCUAGAAAUAGAGCGUGCUAAAACAAGGGAAUUGCGUCAUAAUCUUGAUAUGGAAAAGGAGAGACAAACACAGAGAGAACUUCAACGUGAAAUAGAGCAAGCAGAAUCAGGACUUCGACCAUCUCGGCGUGAUUUUCCUUCCUCCACUCACAGUAGUCGACCUAGGGAUAGAUUCCGCGAAAGAGAAAAUGGAAGAUCUGGUAGUGAAGGGAGCACCAGAGCUGGUAGUGGAAGCUUACAGCCUGAAAAUCCUUCCACCAGUUCAUCACCAACUAUAGUCCUUUCCGGAUCUCGGGCGUUCUCUGGACAGCUGCCUACUAUCUUACAGUCACGUGACCGGCAGGAUGACACCAGCAGCAUGUACGAAGAAAACGUCGAUGGAAGCAAAGAUUCAGGGGACACCAGCAGCAUUGGAGAUCCAGAGCUAGUAUCAGCAUUUGAUGGACAGCCUGGUGGAUAUGGUUCUCAAAGGCACAGUUCAAGAGGAGGCAAGGCAAGGCAAGUUGGCGAACGUAGAGACAGAGACAGCAGACGUGAAGGGAAGUGGGAGAGGAAACAUUCAUAGCUAGUCAGCAUGGAGUUGUGCAUUGAUCAGGUAUUUAUGUAUAUGUAUAUAAUAUGUGUUUAUAUAUUAUAUAUAUACAUGCACAAAGAGCAGCACCUACAUUGCCAACAGAACCAAACCUUUGAAUUGGACAUUUGUAGAAGCUUGAAUUCUACGCAGAACCAUGGGGAACAUGUCUCUUCGGGUCUGCUACAUUGUUUUAGAUCAUUAAGUAUGGCUGAACUAGAUGCUGGUCCAUAUUUUGGGCAACUGUAUUAGUUUCUGUACAAUAGUGUGUGUGACUGCCUAAUAGAUUAUUCCCAUGGCGAUAUACAAUAUCAAAAAAGUUCACCUUCAGCUGCAAUUUUAGUAUUUAUAUUUUCUUUGAAUCA